Messenger RNA from Anthonomus grandis grandis, 3533 nucleotides. RefSeq names its product PR domain zinc finger protein 10-like. The transcript has 15 exons. The record is from RefSeq and is a predicted model, not a curated record. Lineage: Eukaryota; Metazoa; Arthropoda; Insecta; Coleoptera; Curculionidae. Gene Ontology annotation, molecular function: protein binding. Gene Ontology annotation, cellular component: nucleus. Bases 198 to 3437 code for a protein of 1079 amino acids.
UCCAGAUCAACAACCUUUAAUGGCAUUAAUAUUUUUAAAAAGUCUGCCGUUUUUCGGGUUCAUUACAUGUUACAUUGUUUUUGUUAAUAAAAAGCCAAAAAAAUAUUCAUGACAAAAAUCGAUAAGAAUAAGGUAGAAAAUUUCUUAUUAAAAUACUAAUACUGGGACCAAUUUGAUUUUAGCACCUAUUUAACAAUAUGGAAGAACAGGAGAAAACGGUAGAUGAAAAUUUUCAACUAGACUCUAUAAUACUAAAUAAUUGGGCUUCCAAGGAGGAAGACAUUAGUGCUCCACUGCAUGUCUUAUCGCUGAAAAUGGACAACACCAAAGAUGAAAACAUUCCCCCGGCACAAAUCCCCACCAAUAACAUAACAAAUUGGAGCAACCCUGAUGAUACUAUUAAUAACAGCACUCUCCUAUAUAUUGCAGUUGAAUAUCUGAAAAACAAUGAAAUAGAUUCUAGCACACCAGUACCAGAACAAAUUCCCCAAGACUCAUUUUCAGAAUUUCAGACUCCAUGUGUAAGCCCUCUAGAUCCAAAUAUGAGCUCUGCAGCCCGGUAUAGUCCUGUUCAAUAUGAACAAAGUCAAAACUCUAUUGCACCAAUAGUUAUCCACCGAUAUGUCUCAGAUGAUCACUCAGAACCCAAAGAUUUUGACCAAAAUAUUAAUACUCAGAGCACACUAUCAUCCGAGAUCAAUAAUGUACUGUGCAGUUCAGAAGAAAACCAGUAUCUACAAAUGAUUAAUGAAGAAAAUAAUAUUACUGAGGCUCAUGAAAUGCAAUUAAUGACUGAUGGGGAUCAGCAAGAGGUGGAACUGUUAAUAACUGACCACACAACAGGUAUAUCAUACAGUGUGAAUGCUCAGGAUAUCCUGGUAGAGAGCUGCCUGGAAAACAAUCAGCAAUUGCUAGACAUAAAUUCAACCACUUUUAAUCCUAGCCUUACCUCACUUGAUAACGAUAGCACUCUAAACCCUGAAACUAGUGAAAAUCUGAAUUCCACCAUUGUGACAUCAGUAAAUGAGGAGGCUAUUAAAAAUUACAUUGACUCAUUAUCAAAUAGGAGCAACUGUGAGGAUCCAUGCCGAAGACUCACUAGGAACCAAUGUAAAGAAGUGAUAGAUAGUGUUAGUGAGGAGGAGCAUUUAUUAUCCCGUGUCUACAGUAUCACCGACAAGCCUAUUUUGUCCAUGGCCAGAGCCUCUUUACCAGAAUCACACCUGUUGAUCGUUAAAAUCCAGGAAGACAAUGCCGUACUAGCAAAAAAACUAAUACCUAAAAGCUCCCAAUUCGGACCCUUAAAGGGAGCUUUAAACCUCUUUAGUGAAGAGAAUAAGAACAAUUAUAAAUAUUUUAUGACCUUGAAGACUGACUCUUAUGUGAUAGAUACUUCAGAUGAAAAUAAUUCAAACUGGAUGUGCUUUGUAAGGCAUGCGAAUACUUAUGAAGAACAAAAUUUAAUAAUAACGCAGGAGGGUAACGGGGUGUUUUUUACAGCAAUGAGAGAUAUCAAGCCAAAAGAAGAACUUAAAGUGGGUUACAGUGCUUCUUAUGCCACCCGAUACAAUUUGCCGGUUCUAAAACCGCAACAGAAAAACGAACGAAAAAAGUGGAGCGGUUUCGAAUGUUCGGAAAUGUUUGGCAUCUCGGAGGAAUUGGAAAAGCACUUCGCCAUGCAGGACGAGGAUGCGAAAAACUUUAAACGAAAAUAUAAGAAAACCAAUCGGAUACAAUCUGAUCAAGACGUUGUGGAGUGUAACAUUUGCCAGAGGCUGUUUGCCCCUAAUAUAAGUUACUUAACGUUAAAAAAGCAUUUGGUACACCAGCACCAGUUUGUCGGGACCGAUUGUGGAGAGCAGUUUACUAUACAUAAGUAUUGCCAAUGUAACGUUUGUGGCAUGUGCUACAAGGCACCGGCCCUCCUAAACAUACAUAAACUGGAACACGACCCUGAACUACCGCUGGACCAUCCGAACCACGUAUGUCCGCAGUGUCAAAAGAAAUUUCCCACCAGAAAACAGCUGGUGCACCACGUCGCCUCUCACUCCAUAUCGAGGGAUAUUACUAAAGAUUUGAAAAUUAAAUGUCAUAUUUGUCAUAAGUGGUUUGGUCACUCUCUUAGGUUGCAAAAACACAUGUUGUGCCACGAGUCCAACGAAACCAAACCGUUACAAUGCAAAGAUUGCAACAAGCGUUUUUUAACGACCGCAGGCAUGGCCGUACAUGCCAGGGGCCACCUAAAGCCUGGAGAAAACCGAUACGAAUGUCCCAUAUGCCGCGAGACGUUCGAUCAAAUAUUACACUUGAAAAAUCACUUUCCCACUCACGCACAAAACAACACUUAUUCGUGUCCCGUAUGCAGCAGGACAUUUCAAAAGUAUUCGAUGAUCAGGAGACACAUGAAAGUCCACACGGAGAGGAAAAUUAAAUGUCCGGACUGCCCUAAGAUAUUUAAGACGCAACCGUUCUUGAAAAAGCAUAUGCUGAAGCACUCGGAUCAUAAGGAGUUCUUAUGCGCGGAUUGCGGGAAGCAAUUUAAGAGGAAGGAUAAGUUGGCGGAUCAUAUUAAGAAAAUGCACAUGCAAAGGACGAUGUACGGGAAGAGUUCGGUAAGAUUGAACCCGAGGAAGGACGGUCACGUGAAGAAAAAAGCGAAUGAACCGAAGGAUUUUCAUCGGUUUAUUUAUAAAUGUCACUCCUGCUUGAUUGGAUUUAAAAGAAGAGGUAUGUUGGUGAACCACUUAGCAAAAAGACACCCCGACGUAAGGCCUAACUCGGUACCCGAAUUAAACUUACCAAUACUCCAAACAAUGAAAGAAUACCAAUGUCAAUACUGUGAUAAAGUUUACAAGAGCGGCACCAAACGGAAAAUGCAUAUUUUGAAGGCUCACCCGGGGGCACCCUUACCAACCUCAUCUGGGGAGAAAACCACUGCUAGGAAAGUUACUGCCACGGCAAAUCCGGAAAGUUGUCAAUGGUGUCACAGACAAUACGCUAGAAGAAGUAAAUUGCUGCAGCAUAUAAAGAAAGCUCAUCCCGCGUUAUUUGCGGGAGAGAAAGAGAUGAUGUUUAAAGAAAAGUACAAGAAGAGCCUUUCAGAAAAUAUGGAUAAAUGCUCACCGAACCCACAAGUAGAAUCUUCGAGAGAAGUCCAAAAAUCGUCUGUCGUAAUUAAAUCCGCCAUGGAUCCCACUUUCCUUAAUCAAGAGCAAAAUUUCCAGAAUAUUUUAGAGAAAAGCCAUGCGACGACAACGGACGGCAAUAUAACGGAAAUAACGCCGGCCGUCAUUGAUGGAUUGAUCGAUGACGAUUCGAAAUUUUGCCAUUUAUCCAUUGAUGAGAAUGAAAUUAUUCAAGGGGGGCAGUUAAACAGUCACAAUGCAAGGCUGUAUAGGUUACUUACAAGUGGAAAUGGAAUGAUGCCUCCUAGAUGAGACUUGCAAGAAUUAUACAACUUUAUUAUUAUUAUUGUUAUUAUAGUCUUUAUGUAUACAAGAGCCUAAUUUUAAUAAAAUCAAACAAAAUUAAAA